Cynara cardunculus var. scolymus (artichoke) is the source of this 674-nucleotide messenger RNA. Its product is annotated as flocculation protein FLO11-like. The transcript has a single exon. The record is from RefSeq and is a predicted model, not a curated record. Lineage: Eukaryota; Viridiplantae; Streptophyta; Magnoliopsida; Asterales; Asteraceae. The annotation marks the transcript as partial.
AUGGCGCGAUCGAAGCAACCAGUCUGCAACCACCCAUCCCGGCGUUCUCUUCACCGGCGAAAGACUGCCGCCGCUUCCACCGCUGUGCCAUCGACGACCGCGCCUGUUGCAACCUCGUCGGCCGAACCAUCUUCAUCGGCGACGGGAGGAUCCUCCACCGCUAGUGCCAUCACCGCGAGCACGAUUGCCGCCUUCYGCGACCCCACUCCGGCGACUGUAAGUCCUUCUCUUCCUCCAUUUUCAUCCACACGACACUCAACCCCAACCACCACCGUACUCUCUAUUGAUGAUGAUGGUAUGGAUGUCCUAACAAGGGUGGCUCUAUCAUCUCAUUUGGGCGAAUCAUCCUCAACCCCUAAACCAUUUUCCAUUUCAUUAAGUACCCCAUUUGCCCCUCCCACGAUUGCACCCUCAAGACCCAUUUCUACUCCCAUCCCAAGUGAUGAGGAACCAACCCUAGCCCCUCCACCCACGACUUCCCCAAAUCACUCAUGGUUUGAUUUGAACCAAAUGGGGGAGGGUGAGGAUGAAGGCUUGGACGAUAUCACAUUUGAUUUUGAAGGUAUACCGGAGGGAGGACAAACCGAAACUUACCCAUUUGAGACACCAUCAACUUUUGGUGCCGGUAAAACGCCCGAUCAAACCCCCGUCACAGUCCCUACUGUUGAAAGGAG